AUGAUGCUAUGGCGGGAGUACAAGCGUGCCGACGAGGGGUCGGGAAACGGUUCCGUGGAGAAACCACCUUGGUUUCCGUACCUGGAGCUGCACAACCAGGACACCGCCGCAGCCGCACCGCAUGCCGUGGACGGAGGUGGCGCGAAUAACGUCAAUCGUCCCAGCCAGGCACCUCCUCCACCAACGACUCCUGCCACACCCAGGCGUGCCCGGGUGCAUGAGACGGCCACCAUGCAAGCGGCGAUGCUCGUCUCCGCCACCAUCAAGGACUGCCAUGGCGACGCGAUGACUCGCAUCGAAGGCCUCGUCCGUGAAUGGAUGGCGCAAGAUCUCCGACUUGCCCGUGAGCGUAUGACAGAGUCGGCUCCCCCGGAUGUGCACCGCACGCCCCAGGAUUUCUCUCCACCGCCGCCACGCGGGGAGUCCGCGCCUGCUCCUGAAACCGCACGGACGCGUGAGGACGUGGGCGACGGCAACACCGUCACUCCGGCGGCUGAGGAUGUGGAGAUAUGGGUUCGCGGUGCCGACGAUUAG
This is a messenger RNA of Closterium sp. Yama58-4, 534 nucleotides long. NCBI's taxonomy places the organism in Eukaryota, Viridiplantae, Streptophyta, Zygnematophyceae, Desmidiales, Closteriaceae. The record is from the annotation of a GenBank genome assembly.